Hyposmocoma kahamanoa is the source of this 420-nucleotide messenger RNA. RefSeq lists its product as uncharacterized. The coding region runs from base 1 to 420 and encodes 139 amino acids. The record is from RefSeq and is a predicted model, not a curated record. NCBI's taxonomy places the organism in Eukaryota, Metazoa, Arthropoda, Insecta, Lepidoptera, Cosmopterigidae. The transcript has a single exon.
AUGCAGGGUCAUCGGUCAGAGAUUCGCCAAAGUGCGGUAUCAGACUGUGAGGAAUCACUUACGAACCCCAGUGCCGGCCACAAAACCAUUGAGGCUAUUCUACCAGUCUUAAAUAAAUGGCUAGAGAGACGGCAUGGUACGCUUACCUUCCGGCUGACGCAGGUGCUCUCGGGACAUGGUUGUUUCGGGAAGUACCUGUGUCGAAUAGCCGGAGGAGAGCCCACGGCGAAAUGCCACCAUUGCAUGUGUCUCGAGGAUACUCCUCGGCACACAGUCGAGGAAUGCCCAGCGUGGGCGGAACCGCGACAUGACUUGGUGGCAGCAGUAGGCAGCGACCUCUCCCUCCCGUCUUUAGUGCGUGCUAUGGUCGGCAGUGACAGGUUGUGGGAAGCGGUGGUGUCCUUCUGCGAAACAGUAUAG